UUGGUGAAAGAGCAAGUGGCGUGAGUAACUCAAUAUAUCUGUUUGUCUGUUUCUUUUUUCCCUUAGAAAAUCAAAGGCAAACUUGUACUUUCUUGGCGAGUUGAAAAAAAUGAGUGAAGAAGCAAAGAACGAACGGCGAGUCCUGGUGGCGGUGGACGAAGGAGAUGAGAGCAUGUACGCUCUUUCUUGGAGCCUGAAGAACGUAGUUUUCCAAAAUUCCAAAGAUACCCUUAUCCUUCUGUACGUGAAACCCCAUCAUGGGGUUUAUUCCGCCUUAGAUGCCACAGGCAUACUCGAUGAACCUCAAAUUCCAGGGCAUUCGUAUUCGCCGCAAAUAACCGCAGCCAUCGAGAAGUAUAGCCAAGAAGUCGCCGAUUGCGUCUUACAGAAAGCCAAGAAAUUGUGUAAAGAUCUCCAAAACGUGAAGUUGGAAACAAGGGUCGAGAGUGGAGACCCGAGGGACGUGAUCUGUGACAUGUCUCAGAAAUUGGGUGCUGAUUUGCUGGUGAUGGGUAGUCACGGCUUUGGAAUCCUCAAGAGUAAGUCGUUGUAUGGGGACCUGAAUUAUAGGGCUUUUCUUGGAAGUGUGAGCAAUUAUUGCUCACAGAACGUCAAGUGCCCAGUUUUGAUCGUCAAGAAGCCAAAACCAUCUGCCAGUACUGGAUAAUCAUCUCCUACUUUUGCUCUUUUAUGUACUUUUUUCUUGCUCUCCAUUUUGGUUUUGGGUAUGUCUUGUUCAUCUUCUCCCCUUUAGACCAGUCACUGCUUCUAGAAACUAUAUGGUUGAUGUUAAUGAGUUAAAUAGAGGCUUUCUUUUCGUUA
Molecule: messenger RNA, 822 nt
Organism: Cajanus cajan (pigeon pea)
Lineage: Eukaryota; Viridiplantae; Streptophyta; Magnoliopsida; Fabales; Fabaceae
Product: universal stress protein A-like protein
Source: RefSeq, a predicted model, not a curated record